Vicia villosa (hairy vetch) is the source of this 1020-nucleotide messenger RNA. RefSeq lists its product as uncharacterized. The transcript has 5 exons. Bases 1 to 1020 code for a protein of 339 amino acids. Lineage: Eukaryota; Viridiplantae; Streptophyta; Magnoliopsida; Fabales; Fabaceae. The record is from RefSeq and is a predicted model, not a curated record.
AUGGCGUCUUCCUCAAAUAUUCUUCAACCAGCUCUGAAACUUCAACAAUCUACACAGAUGGGGGAUCAAGAGUACAUACCAAACCCAAAUUCUGCGGAAGUGCGCGUCAUUUACGCUUCUCAGAGUUCGAAACCUCCACCACAUUCGAAGCGAAAAACCUCUCCAGUAGUUGUCUCAGAUGAUGAUGACAAAUCUCCACCUCGAACCAGACAAGCCCAAAAGAAAAGGCAGAAGGUCGCUACUCCUUCAAGAAAAGAAAAGGGAUCUGGGUCUUCGAAACUUACUUCUCCGGGUGACAAGGUAUCUUCUGAAGAAUCACCUUUGAAAGGUGCUAGUAACGCUUUCGUUGUCGAGAGCCACAAUUCGAGCCCAGAUAACAUCCUAACUAAGGAUGAUGUUGGCACAGCCACUUCUGACCUCAAAUCCUUCACUCUUAAUAUUGAUCUUGAUAACCUCCAAGGUAAAUCUCAUGUGCUUUCACCAGUGAUCGAAGACGCUCAGCCUCUUGCGACUAUCAUUCCUAGUACAGCAGUCGAAGGGAGCCAUUCAACUGAUGAUUCUCCACCUACCCAUAAGAGCGGAAAAACAGACCAACAAUGUUCAGGUAGCAACAAUGCAGCUGGUCAUCCAUCUGGUAGUGAGGACACUUUAUCUGAACAAGAUGUCAUGGAAGAAACCUCCAAGCUAGCCACAGUAGUUCCCCACGAAACCACAACUUUUGGGACCAUAGUUUCUCCUGAAACUACUUCGACUCCUACCCCAGCAAAGCCUACUCCUUCAGAAUUGAAGCAGCUUAAACAAACUGAUCCUUUCAGCUUCCUUAAGGCUAUGAUGGAUAUUGAUAAUAUUUCGCCUUCUGAGCUCGAAACUUCUCCAGCUGUACAGCCGGAAUCUGGUAAUAAAGAGGAUACCUCCGCCAAUAUUCUUCGAAAACAAAAUGUCGACGAACAUCUGACUGCGAAAAUGGCCUCUCAUAAUUCUUCGUGGAAAUCUGCUAUUGAUGCAACCAAACAUGGGUGA